AUUAGCUGGUUGCAAAAUGCUUUUUAUUUUUAUUUUAUUAUUGUAGGUUUUUUUUUUUUCUUUUACAUAUAUUUUUUUUUUGUCCACAACUGGUUAUGCUCUUUUUUAUCAUCUCCCAUUUGACCACGAAGGCCAUAGAUUUUUUCCUUUUACCCUUUUGACAUAAUUACAAGCUGCACUCAUCUCAAGCCCUUUCCCUGUACUUUCACGGCCCCGGACCUCCACCCACUCAGGUUUAGCAUCAGCCCUCCUGGCCAUGUGAACGACAGGGAACAGUAGCUUUCUGUCAUUUCACAGUUGCAGUGAGCUUCACGUUCGUAACUUUUCCAAAAACCUUGAGAAGCGUUGGACUGGAAUGGCUCACCACUUCCCGUAUGAGGCAACUGUUCCUUUGUUUACUAUGUUUUUUUUUUUUUAAAUUCAUUUAUAGACCCAAACGUUCCUGUUUCUGUUGAUUACUUUUCAGGCAGCUCAAAACAUUUUGUUUUUAAUAUAGCUAUCAUUAGAUACAUCCCUUUUUGUCUCCACCCUUGCUCUUAGUCCCAAAAUCUUUUGCUUUACCCUGACCUUGAUACCAAAGGUCUGCCCUCCCUCCCUGUUCAGGAAGAAAGGCUGGAGUUUGGAAAUUGACAGUGUUGAUUCCUGUUGGUGUCAUUUGUGAAUCUUGGCCCAUUCUAAAGCAUUCUGAAGUUGAUUUUUGGAGGGAAAAUGCUGGCUCGGUCUUUGGAGAAUAAAUGAACUGAUGAGAUGCUAGUUAAUCUUUGCAAUGCAAAAGAUAAGAUGGUCUCUAACCAAACCACUGUGCUCCAGUAUAUUUAUCACAAGCCUACUGCCAGCUCACUUUACUUUCAGCACAGCUGCUGCCUGUGUGUUUUCUGUCACUUGUUAAACUCUCCUUUGUCACUUGAAAUAUUUUCUCCAUAUUGAUUAUAGGGACUCCAUCCUUGGGUUGAGUCAGAACUGGAGGUGUGGAGAUGUUGUCCCUCUGGUUACAGGCCAUCUUAUUUGGUGCUAGAGGGGGGUUAAGGAGUGGGGAGAAGCGCCAGGGAGUUAUCAGCUCCCCCUGCUCUGUCGCUCCACCCCCCGCGCGCUUGCUGAGGACCGGUGGAGUGCGCGCACAGAGCUGUCUUCCUGACCCUUCAGCUAUGCCCAGUGCAGGCUCAAGCAGACCCCACAGUGCUUUCUUUAUACGCCCCACCCCAUUAAUAUGCCUCUGAUGAUGGCUGAUAAUGACAACUGCCCCUAGCUGGUUAUCUGUUCUGACACACCCUCUUAUUGAAUAGUGGGUUUUCUAGUGUGGGUUUAGGAGGCCUCAUUAAGAGCCUGUGGAGUGGUCCGGGCUGCGCCAGGCAGACAGCUCACUAUCUGUACUCCAUCGCCCGCGUCAGAUGCUGGGUUAGAGAGACAGAAGCACGUGCAGCAAAAGCGAUGACCUCUUUAUUUCAGAGCUGUGGAGGCUUCUAGAUACAAAUAAUUAAACCACAGACUUUUUUCUUUACCCCAUUGGCCAGGAUUCAAGAAAGCAGGACAGGAUAAAGAAAAACAAAGCAUUAAUUAAAAAUCUUUCUGAAAAGGAUAAAAGAAUAAAAGCAAAGUAUUGAUUAUUACUUCUUCCCUUUUCCUUCAAAUAUGCAAUGAUAUUCCCAAAGAGAUGGGAUCAGUUCAUUUGAGGAAGAUCAAGCCAGUAACCUCCCUCCUUUUCUGUAGUUUAGUUUGAAAACUGGGUUAAUGGAGAGUUUAAAGCUUCACUAUAUUCCACCAUUAAAUAUAGCAUGUCAAAGCCUUUCUUCCCUCCCAGCUACCCUUUUAAUUAUUUUUUUUGUUGUUUUCUUUUAAAAGAAACAUUCAUUGCAUGAAUGAAAACUAAGAACAGCUUGCUUUUAAGUUUUGUUGUUAUUUGGAAGAACCUGUUUUAUUUCCAUAUGAAAAAAAGAAUGUAUUGUUUGCAAACUUAUACUAACGAUCUUGUUUUCUGAUUUUGUCUCUUUUGGUUUUUUCCACAACUGAUAUUGUUAUUUAGAAGGUUUCAGGUGGGUGACACUAUUCCUGCGUAGGUGCCUGGCGGAAAGGAACACUAGGGCAGCAUCAGUCCUCUCCUCUUCUUCCAGCCAGCUGCGGCCGCCACUCUGACAAAGUCCAAAAAUAUGGCUUGUUACCUGAAAGCCAUUGAGACUCAGCCCAACUUUGCAGUGGCUUGGAGCAACCUGGGCUGUGUGUUCAAUGCCCAGGGAGAGAUAUGGCUGGCCAUACACCAUUUUGAAAAGGCGGUGACUCUGGAUCCAAAUUUCUUAGAUGCUUACAUUAAUUUGGGCAAUGUUUUGAAAGAAGCCCGCAUCUUUGACAGAGCUGUGGCCGGCUACCUGCGAGCACUGAGCCUUAGCCCCAACCAUGCUGUGGUCCAUGGCAACCUGGCCUGUGUCUACUACGAACAGGGCCUCAUCGAUCUGGCUAUUGACACCUACCGCCGUGCUAUUGAAUUGCAGCCACACUUUCCUGAUGCCUACUGCAACCUGGCAAACGCCCUGAAGGAGAAGGGCAAUGUGUCUGAAGCAGAGGAAUGCUACAACACAGCCUUACGUUUAUGUCCAACACAUGCAGACUCCCUCAACAAUUUGGCCAAUAUUAAGCGUGAGCAAGGCAACAUUGAAGAGGCAGUUCAACUCUACAGGAAAGCUCUGGAGGUUUUCCCAGAGUUUGCAGCAGCUCACUCUAACCUGGCCAGUGUUCUCCAACAGCAAGGGAAACUCCAGGAAGCCCUCAUGCACUACAAGGAGGCUAUCAGAAUCAGUCCCACAUUUGCUGAUGCCUACUCAAACAUGGGUAACACACUGAAGGAAAUGCAAGAUGUGCAAGGAGCCCUGCAGUGCUACACCCGUGCUAUCCAGAUCAACCCUGCCUUUGCUGAUGCUCACAGCAAUCUGGCCUCUAUUCACAAGGACUCUGGCAACAUCCCAGAGGCCAUUGCAUCUUACCGCACAGCCUUGAAACUCAAGCCAGACUUCCCUGAUGCCUACUGCAACUUGGCACACUGCCUGCAGAUUGUGUGUGACUGGACCGACUAUGAUGAGCGGAUGAAGAAGCUUGUUAGCAUUGUGGCUGACCAGCUGGAUAAGAACCGUCUACCAUCUGUGCACCCUCACCACAGCAUGCUGUAUCCGCUCUCUCACGGCUUCCGCAAGGCCAUUGCCGAACGUCAUGGCAACCUUUGCCUGGACAAGGUACACGCACUGAUCAAAAUAAAUGCCCUGCACAAACCUGCUUAUGAGCAUCCUAAGGAUCUGAAGGCCAGUGGAGGCCGCCUGCGCAUUGGUUAUGUCAGCUCUGACUUUGGUAACCACCCUACCUCCCACCUGAUGCAGUCCAUUCCUGGCAUGCACAACUCUGAAAAAUUUGAGGUGUUCUGCUACGCUCUCAGCCCUGACGACAGUACCAACUUCCGUGUCAAAGUGGUAGCAGAGGCUCAUCACUUCACAGACCUCUCACAGACCCCCUGCAAUGGCAAGGCAGCUGACCGUAUCCACCAGGACGGAGUCCACAUCUUGGUCAACAUGAACGGAUACACCAAGGGAGCCCGCAAUGAGUUGUUUGCACUGCGCCCUGCCCCCAUUCAGGCAAUGUGGCUGGGCUACCCAGGAACUAGUGGGGCUCCAUUCAUGGAUUAUAUCAUCACGGACAAGGAGACAUCACCUGUCGAAGUUGCUGAACAGUAUUCUGAGAAACUGGCCUACAUGCCCAACACUUUCUUCAUUGGAGACCAUGCCAACAUGUUCCCUCACCUCAAGAAAAAGGCAGUGAUUGAUUUCAAGUCUAAUGGACACAUCUUUGAUAAUCGUAUUGUGCUCAAUGGUAUUGAUCUGAAGGCCUUCUUGGACAGUCUUCCAGAUGUGAAGGUAGUAAAGAUGAAGUGUGAUAACAACCAGGAACCUUCUGGGGACACCAAUGGCGCUCUGUCUAUGCCCGUGAUUCCCAUGAACACAGCAGCUGAAGCCAUCAUCAACAUGAUCAACCAAGGCCAAAUCCAGGUCACAAUCAACGGCUUCACUGUCAGCAAUGGCCUGGCCACUACACAGAUCUUGUCUGCAGAAGAGGUUGUUGUCUCUGCGAAUGUUGCUCUCCAGAUUAACAACAAAGCUGCCACUGGAGAGGAGGUGCCACGCACCAUUGUCGUGACAACUCGCUCCCAGUACGGUCUUCCUGAGGACUCCAUUGUCUACUGCAACUUCAACCAGCUCUACAAGAUUGACCCCCCGACCCUGCAGAUGUGGGCCAAUAUCCUCAAGCGUGUGCCCAACAGUGUGCUGUGGCUUCUUCGUUUCCCUGCUGUGGGUGAGCCCAAUAUCCAGCAGUAUGCCCAGAACAUGGGUCUCCCUGCCUCACGCAUCAUCUUUUCACCUGUGGCGCCCAAGGAGGAGCAUGUGAGGAGGGGCCAGCUAGCUGAUGUGUGUCUGGACACGCCUCUGUGUAAUGGGCACACCACAGGCAUGGAUGUUCUCUGGGCAGGAACACCCAUGGUUACCAUGCCAGGUGAGACCCUGGCCUCCCGUGUGGCUGCCUCUCAACUCACCUGUCUAGGCUGUCCUGAACUCAUUGCCCAGAGUCGCCAGGAGUAUGAGGAUGUAGCAGUCAAACUUGGCUCUGACAUGGAAUACCUGAAGAUGAUUAGAGCACGUGUGUGGAAACAGCGAAUCUGCAGCCCUCUUUUCAACACCAAACAGUACACCAUGGACUUGGAGAAGCUCUAUCUGCAAAUGUGGGAGCACCAUGCCAGUGGGACAAAGCCAGAACACCUGGUCAAACUCCAGCCAAUCGAGACCAGCGAGAAUGCCUGAACUUGAUGCACGGCGCCUUCUCUCCUGCACACCCCAACCCUGUUCAGUCUUCCCCAGCUUCCUUACUUUGAACCAUUACAAGCCACCCUAGCUUGAGUAAUCGUUAAUUUCCACUCCAGUCCUUCCUGAAUGUUUAUAUCUGUCUCCAUCCAUUUACUCCCACGUUAAUAGGACUCUUAUUUGUUCUGGAGCCUACAGGUGAACCCCGGGUGUCUCCCCUUCACAUUCAUCAAUGCAUCUCACAUACACAGACACACACACACACACACAUACACACAGACACAUUUAUCUGCAUUUCCUGAGCCAGAUACAGUCUGAUGUUUCAGGCUCUUGAUCUGAGACUCCUGUCUUGAACCACACAGUCUUUGGUGUGUGUGAGAGGAAAAUGAAUGCCCCUCUGCCCUGUCAGUGAUUGGAAUCAGUGGAUUUUUUUCCCUCCUCCUCUCUGUGUGCAUAUGAGACUAAUUGCUGGUGGAGCGAAUGCCCAGCCUCCAUCACCUUGUUGAUCUACUUAUAGUUGGAUUAAGUGUUCAGUGUGUUUAAAAAGGACAAUGUUGCACCAUGAAAGUUGUAACUGACUUAAGUUUAAUCAGCUUUAACAUGCUUUCAUAAAACUUAGUUUGCAACUGCUCUUUAUUUUGUCGUAAGCUGUUAUUGUUAAAUAUGACUGCACCAAGUAGAUGUGCAAGUCUUGAUGAAGAUGGCCAUGAGGAAGACUGUUUUUUUCCCCCAUCACCAAAUGCCAACUUUUAAAGGAUUUUGUCAUGUGUCAAUUUAGGAAUACAGUCAAUAGCUGUUGUCCUCUUUGAUGUCACACAUUAUGCUUGCAAAGACAAUUGGGCAAAGCUGGACAAAGGAGUUUCUUGUUGGUAAUCAUUGGAAAGGGCCUAAAUUUCACGUAAGCCAUUAUCCACGUAUUGAUUGGUUUUAUCACUCAAACCAGGAACGGCCUAGGUAAGUAUUUUCUAAGCUGUUUUUGUUUUGUAUUGUCUAUUAACUGUAUGCUGUCAAUGAUACUGCAAGGCUCUGACUAAAUAUGAUUAAAAAAAUAAAGAUAUAUGGCAAACCUUUA
Messenger RNA from Myripristis murdjan (pinecone soldierfish), 5901 nucleotides. It is a transcript of the gene ogt.1, whose product is annotated as O-linked N-acetylglucosamine (GlcNAc) transferase, tandem duplicate 1. NCBI's taxonomy places the organism in Eukaryota, Metazoa, Chordata, Actinopteri, Holocentriformes, Holocentridae. Bases 2145 to 4829 code for a protein of 894 amino acids. The record is from RefSeq and is a predicted model, not a curated record. Gene Ontology annotation, biological process: protein O-linked glycosylation. The transcript has 20 exons. Gene Ontology annotation, molecular function: protein O-acetylglucosaminyltransferase activity; protein binding.